GCAGAUGGGUUCUGUCCCUGUGUGGUUUUGUGGCCUUGCAUGAAGUGUGACACACAGCUGUCCCCUUCUCACUUUUUCCACUCACCAACUGACAGAAACAUCUUAUUAAAUCUCUCUUCGUCUUUAUAAGAAAUACAUAUAUAAUCGUGAGCUGUUGUGGGGAUGCCUGCCAGUCUUCUAACCCUCUCGUUCUUUCUGUCGAUGCUGAAUAUAGAGUGUGUACUCCCUGUCUGCAAGGCCAGAGUGAGUACACUAGAUUUAGGAUGCCAGCUUGAGUGGAAGUGCCCUGAUGCCAACCCUAAAACAACUUACACGGUCCAGACUAAAACAAGUUGGACAUCCUGGCAAUAUGUUUCCAACUGCGUUCGGAUCUCCAGACAGAGCUGUAAUCUGUCAAGUGUCUUUCCUAGUCUACAUGGCUACAACUACAUCAGACUGAGCUCAGAAGAGCCUGACUGGAUGCAUGAAACAUUUUGUGACCCAAUAAAUGACACUGCCGAAUUCAGCCCCCCCUCCAUUACCAUGUCCAUGGAGGAUGAACGCCUCUGGGUGACAGUACAUUUUCCUUGUGCUCCAUCCAUAACCUGUGGGUUUGAGGAGAAAGAGGCGGAGACGCACUGCAGCUGCCCCCUAGAUGGGCUUCACUUUCUGAGACUUUCAGCAACAGUCACUCUGUACAACAAACAUGAACCCUCAGAUACACAGACGCGUACUGCUGUAGUGGUAGAGGAUACGCCAUUCAAAGAGGAAUUUGGAUUUCUCAUACCAGGCCAAGUGUACUGCGCUGUGGCCAACUUCACAUCUAAAGGAGCAGUGGCAAGAGCCUCUUCACCCCCCAGCCACCCACAAUGUGUUUACAUACCAGCAAAGAUCGAAAGCCUAAUUGUUGUGGUUGUUUGUGGUGCUGUUAUCACUCUUGGUCCAGUGAUUUAUCUGCUCUGGAGACUGUGUGAAUCCUCUGAACGCCCCCUGCCCAAAUCUUUGGCAUCACUUCAAAACCUGGAACUUCAGAACAAGAUUUUUAUUGCCUCCAGCGAGGCUGAGCCAGGCAACGAGAGCUCUGAGAGUGAUAGGAUUUCCAUUGUGUCCUUCUCUGACUUUAUACUCACGGACAGCCGGUCAUUGUACCGCAACUUUCAAAGCUUGGGCACUAGAUAUUACACAACCCCCACCCUGCAUAACCCAGUUUACUAUGAGGAAUGUGCAGAGGUCUUGGCUAUGGAGUCGAUAGACUUGGAAACAGAUGGAAGUACAUCUCCACAUCAUUGUUUUGGACUUCUAUGGCCAUCACAAACAGUUCUAGAAGCAGGACAAGGAUGUUCAGAUCUGGAUCACAGUGAGGAGACCCCGAGCAUCCCUCUGAGCUCAGUGAGAGUGAAACGGGAAGAAACUUCAGCUGAUGACCCAGAGCAGUAUGGAGAUACUUAACACUUAGGGACUUUCACACUGGGCACGUUUGCUGCGGUCCGAUUCUGAGUGCGAUUGUUCCCGGUGCCCCCCACAGCGUUGGUCUGGUUUCACACUCACUUGAUUCUACCAGUAGGUUGUUAUUUCAAGCCCAGUUUUGCCACUGAACAAGGCACAUAACCCCACAUGUCUUCAGAGGUGACUGACCUUAUAAUAAGUGAUCAAAUGUUUAAUUUUUUGAAUAAAGUUGAGAAGAAAAACAAAUAUACAUGCAUUCAAUAAUAACAAUAAAAACAGGGGGCCUGGGUAGCUCAGUGAGUAUUGGUGCUGACUACCACCCCUGGAGUCAUGAGUUCGAAUCCAGGGCAUGCUGAGUGACUUCAGCCAGGUCUCCUAAGCAACCAAAUUGGCCCAGUUGCUAGGGAGGGUAGAGUCACAGCGUAACCUCCUCGUGGUCGCAACUAGGGGUUCUCGCUUUCAAUGGGGCUCAUGGUAAGAUGUGUGUGGAUCGCGGAGGGUAGCAUGAGCCUCCAUGUGCUGUGAGUUUCCGCGGUGUCAUGCACAACGAGCCACAUGAUAAAAUGCAUGGAUUGACGGUCUCAGAAACGGAGACAAUUGAGAGUUGUCCUCCGCCACCCGGAUUGAGGUGAGUAACCGCACCACCAUGAGGACCUACUAAGUAGUGGGAAUUGGGCAUUCCAAAUUGGGAGAAAAGGGGAUAAAUAAUAAUAACAGCAAAAUAACAAAAUAACCUUAAAGCAUGUCUCUAGUAAGAUGUCUCGGUCCGGAACUUAACAUCCAAUUUAUUUCAUCUGAGCUGUUUAAUAAGUGAGCUUUGAGUAUUGCAGCCUAGGGGUCAAAGAUCAGGGCUGGUAACUUAUGCUAAAACACACUUAUGUUGAUGCUUGAACUACAGUAUUCCUAUUGAGCCCGUUAAUGUUACUACAUGAGAACUGAACCUGUAAUUAAUGACUGUAUUUCACUAUAAGUCAGCUAAAUGACUAUAGAAUGCCCCUAUAAUAAGUGUACUGUUAGUUGAUUUGGAUGAAUGACUUCUGGUCCAUGCAAUUUCUUCCUAUUACGACUGAUGCUCAACCCGUAAAAGUGAUCAAACUAAAAGUAAAACAAUUACUGUAAAACACUUCUGCCCAUUGUUAUUAAUAAAAGUAUGAACUAUUUUCAUAGUUAAUAAUGUGGCAUGCUAUUCUGAAUUCUUACAUGACUUUUUAGGUCACAUAAACUGUUAAUCACAUGUACUCUCUAUUGUCGGUUAAGCAUAUGGGUCACGUCAUGUGUAAAUCGCAGUUACAAUUACAGCACUCCACAUUUCACGUGCUUGUUUGGGAUACCCCCUGUAGUCUAAUGACUCACUGAAAUCAGAGUAAUAUAAAUCUCUCAGUGUCUCUGAGGGUAUGACCCCUUAUGAAUAAAAACAUAUUUUGGGCAACUGCGAGUAUGGUAUGGUUGAUGUAUGGCUUGAUUCAUUGUUUUCAUUUUUUAUUUUUUUCUCCAUCUUUUUCACCUCUGACUCCGAGUUGCCCCAUUUGACGCUCAUUUUCUGUAGACCAUGUCUCGCAGCUAACCGCGCAAAGGUGCACGAUUUCUGCUGAUGUAGCCGAUUCUCUGGAACAUUCAUGGAAAUGCUCUGAGGAACGGAGUGUGAAGCUAGGUUCUGGAAAAUGUAUUUCAGCACAUACACGUUCAAUUUUAUACGAUCAUGUAUGUUUGGGACCAAAACAGUGAAGGAAAAUUUGGUUUAGAUUUAUUUGAAUUUGCUUUGGAAAUUUGUUUUGUGACUAGACUUUUCCAGAAGCCAUUUGUGGCAAAUAUUUCGCCUCCAAAGCUUUGAUAUACCCUGCCAUCAGAAUCAACAAAUAAGUCUGCUUUUAAAUGUCAAGUUUCUUGUUGACCACAUGUAGCAGAAUGGAAAAAAUGUCUGCAUGUGUUCAGCUCGGUUUUAAUAAACCACAACCCACCACCCUGUAAAACAACAAGCAUGCAUGCACAUGUGUAUGUAAGCUUUAAUAA
Messenger RNA from Myxocyprinus asiaticus (Chinese sucker), 3435 nucleotides. RefSeq lists its product as uncharacterized. The coding region runs from base 163 to 1428 and encodes 421 amino acids. The record is from RefSeq and is a predicted model, not a curated record. Gene Ontology annotation, molecular function: protein binding. The transcript is spliced from 8 exons. Lineage: Eukaryota; Metazoa; Chordata; Actinopteri; Cypriniformes; Catostomidae.